This is a messenger RNA of Gongylonema pulchrum, 930 nucleotides long. Lineage: Eukaryota; Metazoa; Nematoda; Chromadorea; Rhabditida; Gongylonematidae. The record is from the annotation of a GenBank genome assembly.
AUGGAACUGUGCGAACGGGAUUUGAAAAAUUUCUUACUGAGAAACCGUGAUGCGUUGAUGGGACAACAUGCAAAAGAGAGCGAGGAGGACGGAGGAGGUGAAAGGGUAGAACUGCCCAAAGACUAUUACCUGGUUCCAGUGGACGAUAUGUUGAAGGUCGAGCAAAAUGGCAAACAUGAGUCAUCGUUGGGUUCGUCAGGCUACAUAUCGCUACGCAAAAAUGGUGUCGAACUGCUAGCAUUUGCUUAUCAAAUUGCAAAUGGUAUGGAAUAUCUUGCUUCCAAAAUGUGCGUGCACCGUGAUCUGGCUGCACGGAAUAUCCUGCUAACCCGGCGACACAUUGUUCGCAUAGCUGACUUUGGCCUGGCACGUCAGUGUGAGGAACAAACCAGCUAUCAAGUCCGAACUUUCAGCCUUCCAUUACCUUACAAGUCAAUGGCUCCCGAAUGCAUCUCCGAGCUCCACUUCACCGAAAAGUCGGAUAUCUGGUCUUACGGCAUUCUGCUCUGGGAAAUAUUUUCGUUUGGUGAGGACCCGUACAAAAAUUUCGACGACAUCGAGAAGCUGACAAAAUUUCAUGAAAGUGGUGGACGGCUGACAAAACCGGAACAUGCGCCGGAGAAAAUGUAUAAGUUGGAGCUUUCCACAACCAUUUAUAUGUUGAUUCAAUUUCACUUAAAUGCUGAAUUAAUGUCGGAAUGCUGGAACAUUAAGCCAGAAGAGAGGCCGAAUUUCACGAAGUGCCGCAAAGAUACCGAAGAGUUGCUGAAAUCCAGCUGCGCAGAACUGUACGAGCAACUGCAGAGUCAGCUAACCAAUGAAAUGAACGAAAUGAAGCGGUAUGCACAGUGGCGUGAUGGCCGGGCCUAUUCGAGUCGUGUGAAGAAAUCUCCCAAACUUAGCAGUGAUACAGUUACCACUUCUAUCUGA